AUGAGGGAUUUUUACAUGAAUAUAGAUCUUGAAGCAGAAUUUCAUGAAAAAAGAUUAUCAAAGCAUAGAGAGAAUGAGAGUGAUGAGGUCAAUGAAGAGUUGGAUGUUAUAGAUAAUGAUCAAUGGGAUUUAUUGGAUGAGGGUUUUGAUAUAGAUAGGAAAAGAAGAGUUGUAAUAAAGGAAUUGGGGAAGGAGACUAGGUGCUCUCAAGGUGAGAUACACAAGGUAACUUUUAGGAUAAGACAAAAACACAAAAAUAAGAAGGAGUUAAAGGAAAAUAUACAAUUGCAUGCACUGGAAACAAGAAGGAAUAUAUUCUUUGUGAAAAACGACAAAAUGAGGUUAAGGGCAAUCUGUAAAGGAACUGUAGCCUUUAAUGAUGGUCAUGUGGGUGAACCUACCCCUUGUCCUUGGGUGAUACAAGGUUCUAGGUCAGAUGUAAAUAGUAAUUGGUUCAUAAAAACUUACAACCAUGAACAUAAAUGCCUCCAGACAAGAAAAGUUAGAUCUGCAACAACAAAGUUUAUCUCUAAGCAGAUAAUGGACCAGAUUGAAUCCAACCCAACAAUCCCAGUCAGAGCUCUUCAAGAACAACUUCAAAAGGAUUAUCAAGUUGGAUUCUCUAUUCACAAGGUAUCCAGGACCAAAUCUACUGCAAAAAAACUUGUCAAGGGUGAUUACAAAAAGCAAUAUGAUGUUCUUAGAGAUUACAUCCUGGAGUUGCAGUCUACUAAUCCAGAAACCAUUGUGAUGUUAGACUGUGAUUCAGAACCCAACCUAAGUGCUACCUCAAGAAGGUUUAAAAGGAUGUAUGUGUGUUUGGGUGGAAUGAAGAAGGGUUUUAGAGCUUGCCUGAGGGAUUUUCUAGGUUUUGAUGGGGCAUUUAUGAAGGGCCCUUUCCCAGGAAAAAUUUUAACUGUAGUUGGGGUAGACUCUAACAAUGGAAUAUACCCUCUAACUUAUGCCAUUGUUGAGACUGAGAACACUGAUAGUUGGAAGUGGUUUCUAGAGUGUAUUGCAGAUGAUCUGGACCUAUAUGCAAACUUAAACUUCACAUUUAUAAGUGAUAGACAAAAGGCUGCCAUUUCUCAAUUGUUCCCAUGUGCCGAGCACAGGUUUUGUCUCAGGCAUAUACAUGAGAAUAUGAGAAAAACAUGGAGAACUAAUGAGUAUAAAGAACACUUGUGGAAUUGUGCUACAACUACAACAUAUAUGUUUGAUCCUGAUAUUAUUGCGGUGUUUUCAGGUAGAGCAGUUUCAGAUAUGCUUCUGAAUAAUCUUUGUGAAGUUUUUAAUAACAAAUUGAUUGAGGGAAGGGACAAGCCGCUGAUAACCUGCUUGGAGUACAUUAGGGUGUAUAUGAUGAAAAGAAUAUGCAAUGUCAUAAAGGUGCAAAAGAAGUGUGUUGGUCCACUAACCCCAUCUGCAACAAAGAUCAUGGAGAAGAAUAUGAAUUGGGCAUCUCAGUACACAGCUAGGUGGAACGGUUGUAGGAAGUGGGAAUUAACAGGACUCCCUUGUAAGAAUGUCAUUGCAGUCCUAAAUGACAAAGUAGAUAAUGGUGAGGAAGUUGGAGAGCUGCACACUUAUGCCCACAGGGUGCACUGGUUAGAAACAUGGAAAGCAGCUUAUGUGUACAAGGUAGAGCCUAUUAAAGGUCGAGCAAUGUGGCCUAUAAGUGAAUACCCAAUUAAAAUCAUCCCUCCUCUACACAAAAAUCAGCCUGGAAGGCCCAAGAAAAAGAGGAGGCAAUCUGCUGAGGAGAAAAGCCAGAAGAAGGGAGACAAUGUUGCUAGUGGUAGUGGGAGUCAAAGCCAUAUUGCUAGUGGGAGUGGAAAGCUUACAAGAAAGUUUGUCCACGUAACUUGCAGCAAGUGUAAAAUUAAAGGGCACAAUGCUAGAACUUGCAAAGGCCAAGGGGGUAAGUGA
Molecule: messenger RNA, 1929 nt
Organism: Lactuca sativa (garden lettuce)
Lineage: Eukaryota; Viridiplantae; Streptophyta; Magnoliopsida; Asterales; Asteraceae
Source: RefSeq, a predicted model, not a curated record